AUGGACGACGUACACUUCUAAUGCUUUCCCCGUGCUGACAUUUUUUCAGGUCUCUCUCUCAAAAAAAGUCAACCCUCAAGAGAAAAAUAAAGGAUAAAUGGUUUAUCACAGUAUCAUCAUUCAUUACACAGGUCAUAGAGGAACAUGGAGGAAAAUGUUUGCAUACAGAGGUGAACAUAACAAAAUGAUUAUUUGCAUACAGUGAUAUUUUGUAAUAGUGUACCUUAGAGACCUAAAGAGGACACAGACAUAUGCAUGUACGCACACACACCACACCACACACACACACACACACACACACACACACACACACACACACACACACGAACACACACCACACACACACCACACACACACCACACACACACACCACACACACACACACAAACACACACACCACACACACCACACACACACCACACACACACACACCACACACACACACACACACACACACAAACACUUUUCUCCAUCCCAUUCCAAGCAGCAUCAAUCAAUGGUUGGAAGUGAAGACGUGCAAUAAGACAGGAGAGAGGAGAGAGGGGAGCAAUCAAAAGCCCUGAGAUGAGCUCUUAAAUUAGAAUGUGCAAUACAGGACCACACUGAGGGAUUGGUGAAAUUACAGGCCAUAUUUUUAGUGAAGGCUGGACUCAUACCCUAGAACUGCCAGCAGCUGAUGGAACAAACCAUCACUCAUAUGCCUGUCUUCCCCAAGCUUGUUACACAUUGGAAAAUUGACACUGUGUGUGUGUUUCCGCGCGUCUUUGCGUUUUGUGUGUAUGUGUUCAUGUGCGUAUAUGUGCAUGUGUGUGUACGUACGUGCAUGUGCGUGUCUGUGCAUGUAUUUGUGUGCACAUGUGACAUGAAAAAAGGUAUUAUCUAGAAAUAUGAUAGAAGAGCAUACCGAUCCAAAUGAAGUGCUGGAGACUGUUAUCAGUUACCGUAGAUACUGAGACACAGAUUUUGAUUAAUUUGCAUGCACAUUUAAUUUCAAGUAAAUGUUCUCUACAAACAGUCAAAAAGGAACUACUGGGACAGGAUAAAAGGCAAGCCAUGUCUUUUACAGAUGCCUUCACCUUUAAACCUAGUCUGGUUACAAAAAUAGACAGUUGAUAUUAAAUGUCAUCCACUGGGAAAUAAGGUCAGCAGCUCACUAAUGAACUCAUGUAGCUUACCAACAUCAAACUUACACCAGUAACCUAGCUUAUACAUCUGGGUAAAAUGAAGCAAUGUAUUAUAUACAGUUCAUAUACAGUAGGCUAAAUUAAUAUAUGCAUUUUAUGUGCAUUCAUUAUAGAUUACAUAAAGGCAAUGCAGAUAGUCUCAUUUGGAAUUUGACUAAAGACUGUUGCUUCUCUUCUCUGAUUGGCUCAUAUGUAACAUCUAAUAAGUUACAUGAUUUUAACAGCAAGUAUGAGGUAAUUGUUUGGUCAUGUGACAGCUGCAGCAACUGUCAAAAUGUGAUGAUAGGGCUACACUGAAGGUUCAAAGGCACAUCUUCUCAGCUCUUCUUAGCCACGCCCCCUGAUUCUGAUUGGACCGUAGACAUCUGGCUAGGGACUAUCAACAAAGUGGACAUGAACUGUAGGGUUGUUGUGGGGUGGGAAUGUAUGCAUAUGUGCACAUGUGACAUAUGAUAUCAAAUGGAAAUAUAAUAUGAGAGAGAAGUCCAGGCCAUCAAAUGUUUGCUGGGACAAACAUGUUUAACGAGACAGCUGUUCCCACCACUAUCAGAAACACAGGUGUGUGUUUGUGUCUGUCUGUGUGUGCCUGUGCAUGUGUGUUCAUUUGUUUGCUUGUUCUUCCUCCUCCUCUUGAGAAAGGUAAUGAAGAUGAGUGCAACACAGAGGUCAAGCCAUCUCUUCUUCUACUGUAUUUUCACAGCAUCCACUCCCUCCUGUGUUGUCUCCAUCUGCCGGAUCCUCGCAAUAACUCCCUUCCACUCUCUCAUCCAUCGCCAACGACCAUAUCUUACUGGAGACCCCCAGACCUCUCACUUAGUCUAAAUCUUCAGGUCAUCAUGACAUUGUCAUACUUUGGCUAAUGCAGAUCUAGGCAGUAUAAUCAGAGCUAAUGAUUUUGUGCAAUUUUGUAAUAAUUUUGGAUUUAUCAGGAAAGUAAUAGAGAAAGUCUCUAAAUCGAACACCAUUAUGCAUAAGGUAUAUGCCAAAACAUGUUUGUCUAAAGAUGCAAAUCAAGUGUAAGAACGAUGACAAAUAGAAUUUUACAAAGAAGUAUACUAAAAUCAAUAAACUAUCCACAAUCUGUGGAUUUUUACCAGAGCCCCUUGGUCUCGGAUAUAGCCCCGCCUCUACAACAAGCGAACCUACCUUGUCUAUAGUGCCAAUGCAAUUUAGGCGAGGGACGGAGAGUCAAGGGGCGAACUGGGGAACAAGCUCGGCAGUGGGCUUCCAAGCGCGUGUCUUGCAAAGACAUCACCGACAGGGCGGGAGACGGGAGUGACGCCGUAUCGACCGCAGGGACUUUAUAGACUUUGCUGAACCGGUAGAUAGCCACCCUACACAGUGUAUGUGCAGUUUGUGUAUGCAGGGUAGAAAGGAAACUAAUUUAAGCCAACACGGUGGCGAUGAGAAGAAAUUGAAUUUCCAUUGGUUUCGGUGCGUCGCGCAGUCGGACUCUUGACUCUGGUGAUGCCCGUGGUGUGGGGAUCGCCGUGCAUCUCAGGAAAACAGGGCGUCGGAGGAUGAUGGUGAUGAUAGGAUCAUCAUGGCAAACGGAACCGGCACUAUUAUGUUGAAAUGCGUUGUGGUUGGAGACGGUGCUGUGGGCAAAACGUGUCUGUUGAUGAGCUAUGCCAACGACGCCUUUCCAGAGGAGUAUGUGCCCACUGUGUUUGACCAUUAUGCAGGUAAGGGGACUUUGGAGCAUGUAAUGAUCAUACAUUAUCAUACAUAUGGGUGUUGUCUCGAAUGGAACCAUUACCAAUUAGCCAAUCGUUAAUUAUAAAAGCUGACAUCAUUCUUUCAGUAGCCUAGUUAUAGUUGCAUGAGUUUAAUCUCUAUGCCAAUUUGCUUGGAUAGUCUACCAAAAUCCAAUGUUUAGGAGAAGGUGAAGUGUUUAUUCGAAUGUUUUGCUUACUUUUUGGCUCAGAUUGCAUAGGAAUACAUCUGUUUCUGUAAUCAAAGCCACUUGUUUGGCUCCGAGACCCCCCCCCCCCCACCCCUCUAAACUAUACUUUUCCAUUGCUUUGCAGUGAGUGUCAACGUUGGCGGGAAGCAGUACUUAUUGGGAUUGUACGACACAGCUGGUCAGGUACAGUGGGUUUAUUUUAACUCUGGCUGCAUGCCAAGCAUGCCACAUCCAAGGACACAACCUAUCCCCAUGUACUGUUAACCAAUGGUGCUCUGGACACACCCGCAAGCUUGAAAUUCUGACCAGACUCUAAGCUGCAACAGGUGUGGUUUACACAUUGCUCUAGUUUCAAGUCUGGUCUGUGAUAGACAGUGGUUUUAGGCCUAGCGAAGCAUUUCAAUGGGUCUAUUAUGUGAGGAACAGGGGUCUUAUGUCCAGUGUCUAGUAGGGAUGUUGUCACUGGCAGUCCGAAUACAUAUUACAUACAUAAACUGCAUACUAUUUACUUAUCGUCGCAUACUAUUUAGCACGUACCGUUUAGUAAAAAGUAUGCAGCAUGCCUCGGUAUCUGCUCCUGAUUGGCUGAGUAGGUGGGGCGGGUCGAGUGCAGUUGAAUUUGUCCAAAUUCAACAGACAUGCAUCGCAUUAAUUUGAUUAAUUUCUCUAAACUGAAUAGAAUACUCAGGCUGGUUAUAGGCAGACUAUCACAUUCGACCUAUACUGUAGUAGACCAUAUAGCCCAUCUGUCUUUUUUUUAAAUGGCUGAAGACAGAAACGGAUCAUUUUGUUCCAUUUCAAUAUAUUUAUUAGUGAAACCAAAGUGCUGUAACAUGUAUACAAUACCAGUCAAAAGUUUGGUCACACCUACUCAUUCCAGGGUUUUUCUUUAUUUUUACUAUUUUCUACAUUGUAGAAUAAUAGUGAAGACAUCUCAACUAUGAAAUAACACAUAUGGAAUAAUGUAGUAACCAAAAAAGUGUUAAACAAAUCUAAAUAUAUUUUAGAUUCUUCAAAGUAGCCACCCUUUGCCUUGAUGACAGCGUUGCAUAUUCUUGGCAUUAUCUCAACCAGCUUCAUGAGAUAGUCACCUGGAAUGCAUUUCAAUUAACAGGUGUGCCUUGUUAAACAUUAAUUUGUGGAAUUUCUUGCCUUCUUAAUGCGUUUGAGCCAAUCAGUUGUGUUGUGACAAGGUAGGGUUGGUAUACAGAAGAUAGCCCAAUUUGGUAAAAGACGAACUCCAUAUUAUGGCAAGAACAGCUCAAAUAAGCAAAGAGAAACGACAGUCCAUUGUUACUUUAAGACAUGAAGGUCAGUCAAUCUGGAACAUUUCAAUAACUUUGAAAGUUUCUUCAAGUGCAGUUGCAAAAGCAAUCAAGCGCUAUGAUGAAACUGGCUCUCAUGAGGACCGCCACAGGAAAGGAAGACCCAGAGUUACCUCAGAGGAUAAGUUCAUUACAUAGUACACCAAAACUGCAUAGCAAAUUCAGAACCGCUGGACAGCAACAUAAUAAACUAAAGCACUGAUCAUUGGGAACGAGAUGAGAAUGACUGGUAAGGCUUGAUCCAUUUAUUAAAUAGGUAGCCUAGCCUACAAAACUAAAACAAUCAAUGUGUUCAAAUCAAAAGGCCUGAUUAACAUGACAUCAAUAACACAGCCACGUCCAGAGUCCCCGGUGCCGACACAUUCAGAAAUCAAAAGAUGGUUUAGUAUUUAGUUAAAAAACUCUGACGAAGGCCAAGACAACAAUACACUUUUCAGUGCAAAAACAGAAAUCCAGUUAGUCUGUUUUCAAAGAUGUAGCCUACGAUGCAAUACUCGUGAUCAUUUUAAGGAGAACAAAAACUACUUAGCCUACAUUUGAACACCACCACAGAAGCUUCGGGCAUCUUCCCGAUUAACAAGCCUAGUUUUGUUAUUUUGCUACUUGAAGAGAACUAUGGCCUAUCACUCGCAGCCUUCCUCUUUCAAUGCACUGUGGAAAAUGGCCGAAAUGAGUAUAACAUCCUGGCAUUUAAACUAGGGUUGGGGGACAUUUGGGGAGACCUCUUCUACGAUAUACUACUCCAAAUAUCGCGAUAUCCAAUAUAAUCGUUUCGCACCGUUAAUAACUAGAUAUUUCCAGACUGCAAUUGUGCUUAUUUACGAUAUUAUAGUCCCAUUCUAAUUAAAUAACCUUAGAAUGGCAAAACAUAAGGCUUCAUUUUCAACAUAUUCAUACAGUCUAACUGAUAAAACUGCACCGUUUUGAGUUGAAAGCAAUCAAAUAGAGUGACGUGCAAGACUAUACGAUAUAUCAUCAAUGUCAAAUAUCGCGAUAUUCACUUUAAUCAUAUAUCGGCCCAACCCUAAUUUAAACCAUACUCGAUUUUCGCAUACUGAGAAUGUGUCAUGCGUGAUUGCGUUGUUUCCUGCUAUUCGUUGAUUUCGGUAGCGCAUCCCCAUAUCUAAUUGAUCAGCUGUUGUCAAAGCCGAAAUGAGUAUGACAUCCGGGCAUUUAAAGUAUACUAGCUUUUAAAGUAUACCAUUUGAUGCAUUGAGAGUGGAAAUCCUUCACCGCAAUCAUGGAACCGCAAGCACAAGAACGUGGGGGUUUGAGUGCUGGACUAAGCUUGUCCUGGGAUGGUUGUGAAGGUUUGCCGUAGCUAGCUCAGUGAUGGCUGAAGGGAAACACGUGGGGGCAGAGUUUGCUCCUGCGACUGAAGGAGCCGUUUUGCUGAGAUAGUUUGUCUAUUUAACGCAACGGGUGAACGUAGGUUAAGCUAUAUGAGAGAAGGGAGCUAGCAAUGCUACCGUGUGUGCAGGUUAGCUUGCCUCUCAGUGAGCUAGCCUAGUUAGCCGAAGUCUUGCAGCAUGGGCUAACCGAGUCACAAUAGCUAGCCAUGAAGCUAGCUACCAACGGAGACUGCAGUUUGUACACAAAGCAAAAACUUUCGGUCAUUACUCAACCUUUCGACGGGGUCUAAAGACGUACGCCCGGCAACGAUAUCCUUCACGGUUCAAACCAGGGAUCCAGUCGUGCAGGGGAGCGCUUAGAGGGUAAUGCUCUUCGCGAAGAAGAGAAGCGAGAAUGACCAGAGAGCUCACCUCAUUCGCCACGCUACCUGUCUGUCUCCAACAGAUGCUAUUGAUUUGUUCUUCAGUGAGUAUUGGUGAUCCUGUCGAAUCCUCAUAUGUGAUACACCGAUUUUGUUUUUGUGUGGAUUUUUUUUUGUAAGAGCACAUACUCACUGAAGCUGGGUCUGAAGCUAAGGCAUGUCAUAUGCAGUGAUGAAUUGUUAACACUCUCCUCUGAACCUGAUUUAGCUGUGUGAAGUCCAAACAAGGUCUUGAACUGAAACAUUAUCCGCCCGGUGAAAUGUGAAUAGAUUUGAGGUUGAGAAAUAGUACAAUAGGCCUAUUGUUUGUUCAUUAAUACAAUAUAAGUACAUGUGUAGCAAAUUACAGUUCCUAUUGUUUCCACCUACUCCAAAUCAUUAUUCCCACUUAAAUAUGUAGCUGCCAUAACUCAUUCUUCAGAGAAACUAUAUGAUCGUAAAACGACUAAUCAGUAGUGAUUCACACUGCUUUUUGUUUACCCCUUUGUGUUUGAUUGCAAUUCCAUGUCUAGAGCCUUUUUGUUUUAGCUGAUUCAGGACUGUGAAAUGGAGAAGUUUCCCAGAUGUCGACUGUGGGCGCCGAGGCCACAGAGAGUAGAGUUACUUCCCUUCAAACGCAGCCCCUCCAGUCCUCCAAUCCUCCACCCCCACCCUGGCUGACUUCUUUAGGCUGAGCACAAAGCCAGCUGGUAAUGUUUAUAGCUUCAGCAUCUGAUCAAAGAAGGGAGUGCCAGAGAGCGAGAGGGAGGGAAACCAAGAGAUGGAGAGGAAGCGAGGGAGACGGCGGGGAAAGAGGAAGCGAGCGAGACCGAGGGGCUUGCUGAGAGAAAGGGGAAAAAACGGAGUAAAGGGGAGCGGAAAACUGCAAAUCUGCUCUGGAAUCCUGUAAUGCAUCCUUAGGAGGCUCAGGCGGGGGAUGUAGAAGAAUACAAUGCUUAAUACUGUACUUCUCUCUGUUGAGGAACCUUGUCUAACCCAGCCACCCACCCGCCAAUUCACACUCUCCUGCUACAGUCCCCACCUCAUGCUCUGCAUUACACAUGUUUUAUUGGCUCCAUGGACCGUUUAAUAUUUAUGUACCUGGCAGAGCUGAAGCUCCCAGAAUCCUCAGCUGUUUCAUAAGGGAAGAUGAUGAACCAUUUGCUCAAAGAGAAAAUAAUGCUGUGCAGACAUAGGCUCUGUCUCAAUUGCCUUAAAAAUCCAUAUUCUCUUCGCCUCUUCUUCAUCACUCUGAUCUGGAAGAACAGACCAGGUGAAAGCCAGCCUAAAGAUGAGCUUCCACCAUAUUGUUUUCACCUGUCAAGUCUCUUGAAGUCAGAUGAAGGGGAGGAGACAAGGAGAUUAUGUAUUUUUAAGCAAUUGUGCUGUCACUCUCCUCACAUGUGACCCCAUUGUAUGACAUCAUUAACAGUCAUUGACAGUGCGCUAGCAUACAGUAAGGUGUGUCACUGUAUUCUAUCUGCCUUGCCCUAUGUUUUUGUCUGGGUAUUGCUUAUUACACCACCCGUAUAUUCCAUAGGUCUACACGUAACAUGUUAGAUCACAUCUCUUCGCUCUUGAAUAUGUGGGCCAAGAACAGAAGGAAUGGAGAGUCUUAUUUAUUUAUUAAUUAAUCCUCUCCCUGGCUGAUGCACUCAUCAUAGCAAGCUAGCAUAGCAUUGCUUCUGUGGAUAUGAGGAGAAAGCAGGAAGUGGAUGUUAAGUGCUGUUGUAGUACCCAUGGCAACACGGCGUCCCCCUGGGAUCGGUCUCUUCACUCUCUCCCUUUGUUGCUGCUCAGCUCCUAAUUUGCUCAUUCCCUUCUGCACUCACACUCUUCACACUCAGUUGCACAUCCUUCCAUCACUCUUCUGUGACUAUCCCCCCUCCUGUUGUUUUGUACAGUGCCUCGUUAAGUUUGACUCGGUGCCCUCCCUGAGAUGUGACCCAGUGACCCCUAGACAUCCCUGCAGGGGGUAGAGAGUAAAAUGGGCUCUGCUCUGCUGCUGCUGCAGGGCCUUGUUCCCCUCCACUGAGCUGAACCCCAAUGGGAGGUAGCUAGACGUGUCAUGCCCCUUUGAACACAUUUUUACAUUACAUUUUAGUCAUUUAGCAGACGCUCUUAUCCAGAGCGACUUACAGUUAAUGCAUACAUUUUUUUUUUUCAUACCCCCUGUGGGAAUCAAACCCACAACCCUGGCGUUGCAAACGCCAUGCUCUAUCAACUGAGCUACAUCCCUGCCGGCCAUUACCUCCCCUACCCUGGACGACGCUGGGCCAAUUGCGCGCCGCCCCAUUGGUCUCCCGGUCGCAGCCGGCUAUGACAGAGCCUGGAUUCGAACCAGGAUCUCUAGUGGCACAGCUAGCACUGCAAUGCAGUGCCUUAGACCACUGCGCCACUCGGGAGAACCACCAAUGAGAGCACCAGACAUUUCAUGUUCAUUUGAACACUACAGCUAGAGGCUGCUGAUGGAUGUUUUAAACUGUUUCACCAUUGACCAUCAUAGGUCUAAUGCGCCAUGAUAUGGAAUGUGAUGUAAUCACCUUGAAUAUGAUAACUCAGAUGGAACUAGCACUCUAUUCUACAUGGUUCAUCUCGUGUUGGGAAAUGCUCAGACAGUUUUGGUGAAGUACUGUAAUAUGAAAUACAGUAACUAGCUGGCAACUAGGGAUUAACAUGGGUAACCGGGAUCCUGGGACUGUCCGGGAACACUCUUCACAUUUCCCGAAAUAAUUAAAUGACAAGACAUUUACAUUUACAUUUACAAGACCUGGGAAGUAAAACAUUUCCUCAAUGUCGCACUAAUGCAAUUCCACAAAAUACACAACAUUCGCAGCAGCAGAUUAGCAAAAAACUAAAUGGCACAUUAUCCAAACAGUUUGUCACAUGGAAGCCUUUAGCCCAGUUUAUUUACUUCACACAAAGUCGCCAUAAAUUCAAAGCACACGCACAAUUGACAUUGCCGGACUGCACAUGCGACCUGAAUGCCAUUAAUAAACCCUACAGAAAACUCCUAUAUACAGUGCAUUCGGAAAGUAUUCAGGGUCCUUGACUUUUUCCACAUUUUGUUACGUUACAGCCUUAUUCUAAAAUGGAUAAAAUUGUUGUUUUUCCUCUUCAAUCUACACACAAUACCCCAUAAUGACAAAGCAAAAACUGGUUUUUAGAAAUUUCUGCAAAUGUAUUAAAAAUAAACGGAAAUAUCACAUUUACAUAACUAUUCAGACCCUUUACUCAGUACUUUGCUGAAGCACCUUUGGCAGCGACUACAGCCUCGAGUCUUCUUGGGUAUGACGCUACAAGCUUGGCACACCUGUAUUUGGGGAGUUUCUCCCAUUUCUUCUCUGCAGAUCCUCUCAAGCUCUGUCAGGUUGGAUGGGGCAUGUCGCAGCACAGCUAUUUUCAGGUCUCUCCAGAGAUGUUCGAUCGGGUUCAAGUCCGGGCUCUGGCUGGGCCACUCAAGGAUAUUCAGACACUUGUCCCGAAGCCACUCCUGCGUUGCCUUGGCUGUGUGCUUAGGGUCUUUGUCCUGUUAGGUGAAGCUUCGCCCCAGUCUGAGGUCCUUUUAUUUAUUUAUUUUAUUUCACCUUUAUUUAACCAGGUAAGCCAGUUGAGAACAGGUUCUCAUUUACAACUGCGACCUGGCCAAGAUAAAGCAAAGUAGUGCAAUAAAAACAACACAGUUACAUAUGGGGUAAAAAAAAAAAAAAAAAGUCAGAAAUACAACAGAAAAUAUAUAUACAGUGUGUGCAAAUGUAGCAAGUUAUGGAGGUAAGGCAAUAAAUAGGCUAUAGUGCAGAAUAAUUACAAUAGUAUUAACACUGGAAUGCUAGAUGUGCAAGAGAUUAUGUGCAAAUAGAGAUACUGGGGUGCAAAAGAGCAAAAUAAAUAACAAUAUAGGGAUGAGGUAGUUGGGUGGCUAAUUUCGGAUGGGCUGUGUACAGGUGCAGUGAUCGGUAAGGUGCUCUGACAACUGAUGCUUAAAGUUAUUGAGGGAGAUAAGAGUCUCCAGCUUCAGAGAUUUUUGCAAUUCGUUCCAGUCAUUGGCAGCAGAGAACUGGAAGGAAUGGCGGCCAAAGGAGGUGUUGGCUUUGGGAAUGACCAGUGAGAUAUACCUGCUGGAGCGCAGACUACGGGUGGGUGCUGCUAUGGUGACCAAUGAGCUAAGAUAAGGCGGGGAUUUGCCUAGCAGUGAUUUAUAGAUGGCCUGGAGCCAGUGGGUUUGACGACGAACAUGUAGUGAGGACCAGCCAACAAGAGCGUACAGGUCACAGUGGUGGGUAGUGUAUGGGGCUUUGGAGACAAAACGGAUGGCACUGUGAUAGACUACAUCCAAUUUGCUGAGUAGAGUGUUGGAGGCUAUUUUGUAAAUUACAUCGCCGAAGUCAAGGAUCGGUAGGAUAGUCAGUUUUACGAGGGCAUGUUUGGCAGCAUGAGUGAAGGAGGCUUUAUUGCGAAAUAGGAAGCCGAUUCUAGAUUUAACUUUGGAUUGGAGAUUCUUUAUGUGAGUCUGGAAGUUGAGUUUACAGUCUAACCAGACACCUAGGUAUUUGUAGUUGUCCACAUACUCUAGGUCAGACCCGUCGAGAGUGGUGAUUCUAGUCGGGUGGGCGGGUGCCAGCAGCGUUCGAUUGAAAAGCAUGCAUUUAGUUUUACUAGUGUUUAAGAGCAGUUGGAGGCUACUGAAGGAUUGUUGUAUGGCAUUGAAGCUCGUUUGGAGGUUUGUUAAAACAGUGUCCAAUGAAGGGCCAGAUGUAUACAAAAUGGUGUCGUCUGCGUAGAGGUGGAUCUGAGAGUCACCAGCAGCAAGAGCGACAUCAUUGAUAUACACGGAGAAAAGUGUCGGCCCAAGAAUUGAACCCUGUGGCACCCCCAUAGAGACUGCCAUAGGUCCAGACAACAGGCCCUCCGAUUUGACACACUGAACUCUAUCUGAGAAGUAGUUGGUGAACCAGGCGAGGCAGUCAUUUGAGAAACCAAGGCUAUUUAGUCUGCCAAUAAGAAUGCGGUGGUUGACAGAGUCGAAAGCCUUGGCCAGGUCGAUGAAGACGGCUGCACAGUACUGUCUAUUAUCAAUCGCGGUUAUAAUAUCGUUUAGGACCUUGAGCGUGGCUGAGGUGCACCCGUGACCAGCUCGGAAACCGGAUUGCAUAGCGGAGAAGGUACGGUGGUAUUCGAAAUGGUCGAUGAUCUGUUUGUUAACUUGGCUUUCGAAUACUUUCGAAAGGCAGGGCAGGAUGGAUAUAGGUCUGUAGCAGUUUGGAUCUAGAGUGUCACCCCCUUUGAAGAGGGGGAUGACCGCGGCAGCUUUCCAAUCUCUGGGGAUCUCAGACGUUAUGAAAGAGAGGUUGAACAGACUAGUAAUAGGGGUAGCGACAAUUUCAGUGGCUAGUUUUAGAAAGAAAGGGUCCAGAUUGUCUAGCCCAGCUGAUUUGUAGGGGUCCAGAUUUUGCAGCGCUUUCAAAACAUCAGCUGUCUGAAUUUGUGUGAAGGAGAAGCGGGGGGGGCAUGGGCAAGUUGCAGCAGAGGGUGCAGAGUUGGUGGCCGGGUUAGUGGUAGCCAGAUGGAAAGCAUGGCCAGCUGUAGCAAAAUGCUUGUUGAAAUUCUCGAUUAUUGUAGAUUUAUCGGUGGUGAUAGUGUUUCCUAGCCUCAGUGCAGUGGGCAGCUGGGAGGAAGUGCUCUUAUUCUCCAUGGACUUUACAGUGUCCCAAAACUUUUUGGAGUUAGUGCUACAGAAUGCAAAUUUCUGUUUGAAAAAGUUAGCCUUUGCUUUCCUGACUGCUUGUGUAUAUUGGUUCCUAACUUCCCUGAAAAGUUGCAUAUCGCGGGGGCUAUUUGAUGCUAAUGCUGUACGCCACAGGAUGUUUUUGUGCUGGUCAAGGGCAGUCAAGUCUGAGGAGAACCAGGGGCUAUAUCGGUUCUUAGUUCUGUAUUUUUUGAAUGGGGCAUGUUUAUUUAAGAUUGAGAGGAAAUUACUUUUAAGGAACAACCAGGCAUCCUCUACUGACGGAAUGAGAUCUAUAUCCAUCCAGGAUACCUGGGCCAGGUCAAUUAGGAAGGCCUCCUUGCUAAAGUGUUUUAGGGAGCGUUUGACAGUGAUGAGGGGUGGUCGUUUGACCGCGGACCCGUUACGGACGCAGGCAAUAAGGCAGUGAUCGCUGAGAUCCUGGUUGAAGACAGCUGAGGUGUAUUUAGAGGGUAUGUUAGUCAGGAUGAUAUCUAUGAGGGUACCCAUGUUUACGGAUUUAGGGUUGUACCUGGUAGGUUCGUUGAUAAUUUGCGUGAGGUUGAGGGCAUCUAGCUUGGAUUGUAGGAUGGCUGGGGUAUUAAGCAUAUCCCAAUUUAGGUCACCAAGCAGUACAAACUCUGAGGAUAAAUGGGGGGCAAUCAAUUCACAUAUGGUGUCCAGGGCACAGCUGGGGGCUGAGGGGGGUCUGUAGCAAGCGGCAACAGUGAGAGACUUAUUUCUGGAAAGGUGGAUUUUUAGAAGUAGAAGCUCAAACUGUUUGGGCACAGACCUGGAUAGUAUGAUAGAGCUCUGCAGGCUAUCUCUACAGUAGAUUGCAACUCCACCCCCUUUGGCAGUUCUAUCUAGACGGAAAAUGUUAUAGUUGGGGAUGGAAAUUUCAGAAUUUUUGGUGGCCUUCCUGAGCCAGGAUUCAGACACUGCUAGAACAUCAGGGUUGGCAGUGUGCUAACGCAGUGAAUAACUCAAACUUAGGAAGUAGACUUCUGAUAUUUAUGUGCAAGAAACCAAGACUUUUGCGAUUACAGAAGUCAUCAAAUGAUAGCGCCUGGGGAGUAGGAGUGAUACUGAGGGCUGCAGGGCCUGGGUUAGCCUCUACAUCACCAGAGGAACAGAGGAGGACUAGAAUAAGGAUACGGCUAAAGGCUUUAAGAACUGGUCUUCUAGUGCGUUGGGUACAUAGAAUAAAGGGGGCAGAUUUCCGGGUGUUAUAGAAAAGAUUCAGGGCAUUAUGUACAGACAAGGAUAUGGAAGGAUAUGAGUAAAGUGGAGGUAAACCUAAGCGUUGGGUAACGAUGAAAGAGAUAGCAUCGCUGGAGGCAUCAAUUGAGUCGGUCUCCGCGUGUAUUGGGGGAGGUGCAAAGGAGCUAUCUAAGGCAGGUUUAGCUAGGCUGGGGGGUCUACAGUGAUAUAGUACAAUUAGAAAUAACCGAAACAACAAUAAACUAACCAUGUUUGGGCUGAGGCUAAACAUAAACAGGAUGUAGUACCGUAAAAAGGAACAGUCCAGCAGAUAUCAGCUGUAUAGCUGAGUUAUCAUAAGGUCCGGUGGUGAAGUACUAGUGAGUAAGAGGCCACGGCUAGCGGGCCAGGGCUAGCAGAUGGAUGGAAUCUUCGUGGUUAACGUCGUAACCACAUCAGACGAUUUCGUCGGCAGACCAGUCGUGUAGGAUCGGCGGGGCUCCGUGUCAACACUAGGUGGUCCCGUCCGGUUGACAGAGAGGUAGAUAGCCGGGAGAUGGGCCUAGCUCAGGAUAAUUAGCCAGACCACAGCGUCCGUUUUGUUGUAGCUAGCUGGUAGCGACGAAUCCGGAGUUAAAGGUCCAGUGAUUCAAUGAUUCCGGCGGAAAAAACUGAUAUGUUCUGGGUCGAUAACGCGCUGUGCAGACUGGCCGAAUAUCCGGUGAUCAAUGUCCAGUGAUUAAAAUUAAUCCCGCAGAAAAAAAUCCAAUGUUCUGGGUGAAACACCGCUAGCUAUGGCUAAUAGCAAGUAGCUAGUUAGCUGGCUAGCUGGCUAGCUAGUUUCACUGGAGAUUCUAGAUAAAAGGUAAGUCAAUAAUAGAAUCCGUUCCACAUUGAGUGAGGCGGGUUGCAGGAAAGUAUAUUUUGUAGAAGGAUGAAAAGUCUGAUAGGGAAAUAGGUACGAAAAAUACAAAAAAACAAGGUAUUUACAGGCUAUUUACAGACACACGACAGAAACAGGACUGCACUACUUCGCCAUCUUGGAACGUCCUGAGCGCUCUGGAGCAGGUUUUCAUCAAGGAUCUCUCUGUACUUUGCUCCGUUCAUCAUUCCCUCGAUCCUGACUAGUCUCCCAGUCCCUGCCGCUGAAAAAGAUCCCCUCAGCAUGAUGCUGCCACCACCAUUCUUCACCGUAAAGAUGGUGCCAGGUUUCCUCCAGACGUGACGCUUGGCACUCAGGCCAAAGAGUUCAAUCUUGGUUUCAUCAGACCAGAGAAUCUUGUUUCUCAUGGUCUGAGACAACUCCAAGCGGGCUGUCAUGUGCCUUUUAUUGAGGAGUGGCUUCCGUCUGGCCACUCUACCAUAAAGGCCUGAUUGGUGGAGUGCUGCAGAGAUGGUUGUCCUUCUGGAAGAUUCUCCCAUCUCCACAGAGGAACUCUGGAGCUCUGUCAGACUGACCAUCGGGUUCUUGGUCACCUCCCUGACCAAGGCCCUUCUCCCCGAUUUUGCUCAGUUUGGCUGGGCGGCCAGCUCUAGGAAGAGUUGGUGGUUCCUAACUUCUUCCAUUUAAGAAUGAUGGAGGCCACUGUGUUCUUGGGGACCUUCAAUGCUACAGAAGUGGUAUGGUACCCUUCCCCAGAUCUGUGCCUCGACACAAUCCUGUCUCAGAGCUCUACAGACAAUUCCUUCGACCUCAUGGCUUGGUUUUUGCUCUGACAUGCACUGUCAAUUGCGUGACCUUAUAUAGACAGAUAUGUGCCUUUCCAAAUUAUGUUCAAUCAAUUGAAUUUACCAUAGGUGGACUCUAAUCCAGUUGUAGAAACAUCUCAAGGAAGAUCAGUGGAAACAGGAUGCACCUGAGCUCAAUUUCGAGUCUCAUAGCAAAAGGUCUGAAUACGUUUUUUUUUUUUUUCAUACAUUUGGAAGAAUUUCUAAAAACCUGUUUCACUUUGUCAUUAUGUGGUAUUGUGUGUAGAUAAGAGAGAAAAAAAUAUUUAAUCAAUUUUAUAAUAAGGCUGUAACGUAACAAUGUGGAGAAUGUCAAGGGGUCUGAAUACUUUCCGAAUGCGCUGUAUAGACUACAAAAAACGUGUGCCUCUUUUAGCUGUCAUUGUGACUCUUCAGACAGUCACAAAUUUGAUAGGCCUAUGCACAAUUCACUACAUAGGCUUCUGUUAACAAUUCAGAGGCAUGAGGGAAAAUUGUAUCUUCUCUUGUCCUAGAGCCUAGGCUAUUUUCCUAUCCAGUCCCAAUCCCAUUGAAACCCAAAAUCUUAUAAUAUGCCAUUUAGCAGACACUUUUAUCCAAAGCGACUUACAGUCAUGUGUGCAUACAUUUUUACGUAUGGGUGGUCCCGGGGAUCGAACCCACUACCCUGGCGUUACAAGCGCCAUGCUCUACCAGCUGAGCGACAGAGGACUACUACUACUCUUGACUACUGUCUAGCAUGAAAAUUCCUCACUUUAUUCUGUAAUCCAUGGCUUGCACUAUCAAAGCACGUCUCUCGCCUAUGCAUGUCUAAAUACCGCUAUAACAUUUCCCCCGCUUCUCUGCGCUGUUUUGUACUUGGUAGAUUUUCGGGAAAAUAUUAAUCCAUACUGGCAACCAAGAAACAGUAAAAUUCACAGUAACCCCUUUACAGUGCAGUCUUCAGACAGUUCUGUGUCUGGACCAUGAAGCGUAGUGCCUGCGCUCAUUAUUCUCCCUGUGGUCUGAACAGGUGUCCCUGACACAGCUGCCGGGCCCGAGGAAGAGGGGGAGUGACUCACUGACAUUAUAGACGCUCAUAUGUCACUGACUUGACACACUCGCUCACAGCUGAGAUCACAUACCAGCCAAGUAGAAAUGCCAUAAAAAGCCUUGCCCUGAUAGAAAUGUAAGGACGCGUAUGGGGAGAGUGGUUGGAAUCUGCCCUGCCUUGAGGGCCUUUAUUAGCUUCUCAAUAUAAACCCUCUUCAGUUUACUUUCUCUUUUCCUUCCUCUGUUUUACUUCUUUACUGGCCCCUCUUGCAUUUUUACACUUCCUUCUUCCUCCUUCAUACGAUCAAAAAAUUAACUGUGGUGCACAUUAAUGUUAUAAACGUAUCGUUCUAUUUAUCGUUAUCAUGUAAAUUCAGGCAAUUUAUCCCAAUAUGGAUUUUUGUUCCAUAUCUUCCAGCUCUAACACACACACACACACACACACACACUUGGGAAUUCACAUGAACACAUGCUGACAUGUAUUCUCACAAACAGUUUUUAAUGGACUGGAAAGAAGAGUAUCAGCAUUUUUUCUGUAAGACAUCAGCUAGGUUUCAUGAAGGCAAUUCUUUCUCUUAAUUCCAUCAGUUCUUGAAACCACUGCGCUCACCAUAAGUGGGAAUAACAGAUACUAUGGUGGCAUCGCCACAAGGUUGUCCAAGACUUCUUAAUGAUCCAUUGCACAGAAUUUAAUUCACUUUGAUUUUUCGUGAGUCUGGUCUUGACUUGAGCAAUGUUGAUUAAGUUAGUUUGUUAAGCUUAAUCAGACAAGUCAUAUUAAUGACAGAAGACCCAUUAAUUUCCAUUCUUCAAGCUUGCCACCUUUGCCCAUCAUAUCAUAACUAGUCUUGAUGUGUGCGCUCGGCAUCACUUGUAUAAACUCUGGUCAUUUUGGUGUGUAUGGCCCACGUAUAUAAAGUCUGGUCAUUCAGAGUGUGCUGUGGAUGCUCCUAAAGUCAGACAACUCAUGAAUAUUCAUAUGUGCUGAUGUAGUUAUCAGGGAGUGAUGAGGAAACGCUUGAUCUCAUUUACGGCAACACGACCAUGUUGUAUGUGAAUUAGCUAUUAGCUCCAUACAAUAAACUGAGGCCUAUCGGAGAUGGCAGUUUGUCUGAUGUCUUCCGCAAUACUUCCUGUAAAGUACUGCUAAUGUGAAAUAAUGCCCAAUGGCCACAGUCAGAGAGUGACAGAGAGAAAAGAAGAAGUCUGAUGAAGGUCAUCUGUAGAAAUCUGCACAUCCGCUCAUUAUUUUUCAUGCUCAUCACUCCCUUCAUAUAAAAGUGUUCAUUAUUCCCAUAAAACAGCCUGGUAGCUUGGCAGUGCAUGGUGGAGUCUAGUAGAUAAGCACAGUGUAAGUUCGCUCUCCUCUCUGCCUCAGAGCCUCAGUGAGGGGUAUAAGGAUGGUUACAUUUGGAGCUCAUUUUCCAUAUGGUUGAAUAAUUCAUGAAUAAUAAUUCAGAGGAUGUGGUAAUCUCUUGGUGGAUAUGAUCUAAGGAAGGGUGUUACUCUCUUUCUCCCCUGUGUCUCCUGUUCCCCGCCCCUAACUUGUCUCUCUCUUAUUACCCUCCCUUCACUUUUUCCAGGAGGACUAUGACCGCUUGAGGCCUUUGUCGUACCCCAUGACCGACGUCUUCCUCAUCUGCUACUCUGUGGUCAACCCGGCCAGUUUCCAGAACGUGAGGGAAGAGUGGGUCACCGAGCUGCAGGAGUAUGCCCCCAGUGUCCCAUACCUCCUCAUAGGCACCCAGGUGAGCCUAACGAGCCACAGCCACCACACCCAGAACCUGUCUCUAUACUUUGUCCUGGCCAUUCCACAUGCUGAGUUUCACAGAGCCUGCUGUAUUCACCUGUCAUGCUCUAUCCUCGUCCACCUUACUCAUGCUCACACUCUACUUCACAUUGACAGGGGAGGGGCGAUUUAUAAAACUGAACCUCCACUUAAAUGUACUGUACUCUGGUUUAUUUUAUUCUUAAGACCAUUCACGAACAUGCAUAAAGAAAUAUAGGUGUAUAGUUUCGAAUCAUUAAAAAAUGUUAACGGUAGAUGGAACUUAAUAGUAAAUGGAACAUGUUAGCUUUUUGGUAUUAGUUGACUUCAAUAUUUAGAGCCACAGCUCUCAAAUACUUUCCAAGAGAUCAGUCCAGACACUUUUUAAACCACACUUGUGGGUGUCCAUCCGCCAACAGUUCCCUGGCCACCAGAAAUAGAACAUGGGCAUAUUAUCGUUCUGUCAGCUGAUAUUCACUGCUCUUUUAUCGGUCCCACCGUAACUCAGUCACACUGCAUACUGAUGUGGACCCAAAUCAAUUCAGACAGACCAGAGCCACAAAUCAAACACAACCACAGAUGUGUUAAUGAAUGUUUGUCUCAAUAAAGAGUUUGUUACACGUAUCAGUGGGCAUAUGCCGGGUAAAGGAUUAAUUAGUUUUAAUUGAGUGCUAGAGGAACAGCGUGAUCGGGCAGACAUUGUGUGUCAGCUCUGCAUUCAAAUAAAAAUAAAAAAGGGACUAAUGCCUCGUGGUUGAAGUUAGAUUCAAACACACAAGAACAUAUGAAGGAAUACAAUUAUAGAAAAGAGAAUAGAGAAACAGGGUUUGGGUUUGUAAAUGCUGCACUGGACUAAUAUGGCACAUUUCUCUAGAUGGAACAUUCUCUGUUUGAAUACUACAGUGAAACUCAGCUGAAGAAUGGUGAAACAGAGGAGGAGUACCUCUUACAGAAGUCUGACCCGAGGUGCUCUUUGAAAAUGGGGAAGAUAGUUGAAUGAACAAGUUGUUCACUCAACUGAAGAAGUUUCUUAAGCAGCCUAUUGUCUGCCUCACUGAUUGGCUGUGACUGUGCUGACAGGAAGUGUUUGUGUUAUCUCUCCCUGUUUCAGAUUGACCUUCGUGACGACCCCAAGACCAUUGCCAAACUGAAUGACAUGAAGGAGAAGCCCAUCACCACAGAGCAGGGCCAGAAGCUAGCCAGGGAGGUACGUAUCACUGUGGGGCCAGCAGAGGUUUACAGAAGGAAUUGAGAUCGUAAAUGGGCCACAAGGCAGUUGGUUUACCCUACUCUACACUAGAUGGGUUGUCCUGCAUCAAACCAAUUAUUUAUGACAGUUAUGAUGAACUUUGGAUCUCUUCAGUCGUGGGCAUUUGUUGAUUGAGCCUUUAUUAGACUAACACCAGACUUCCUCCCUAAGCUAACCUGGGGAUGAGGUUAACCCUUUCCUUGAUCGUUUUGAGUGACAGCCUGGCCCUUCCCUCCCUUCCUCUUCAGAUCGGUGCGUGUGUCUAUGUGGAAUGCUCGGCUCUCACCCAGAAAGGACUGAAAACUGUAUUUGAUGAGGCCAUCAUCGCUAUCCUGACCCCCAAAAGGAAGAAGGGAGUCCUGAAGAGAAGACUGGGGCCACGCUGUAUCAACUGCUGCCUCAUCACGUGA
This is a messenger RNA of Coregonus sp. 'balchen', 19262 nucleotides long. The record is from the annotation of a GenBank genome assembly. NCBI's taxonomy places the organism in Eukaryota, Metazoa, Chordata, Actinopteri, Salmoniformes, Salmonidae.